Messenger RNA from Aspergillus clavatus NRRL 1, 1629 nucleotides. RefSeq names its product GMC family oxidoreductase. The transcript is spliced from 2 exons. The coding region runs from base 1 to 1629 and encodes 542 amino acids. The record is from RefSeq and is a predicted model, not a curated record. Gene Ontology annotation, molecular function: oxidoreductase activity, acting on CH-OH group of donors; flavin adenine dinucleotide binding. Lineage: Eukaryota; Fungi; Ascomycota; Eurotiomycetes; Eurotiales; Aspergillaceae.
AUGGCGACUACAAACGAUUUCCCCGCAAGCGAUGUCAAUAGCUACGACUAUGUCAUUGUUGGUGGUGGCACGGCUGGCUGUGUCAUUGCCAGUCGAUUGGCUCAGUAUUUGCCCAACAAGCGCAUCCUGGUCAUCGAGGGAGGUCCCAGUGACUUCAUGGAUGACCGAGUCCUGAAUUUGAGGGAAUGGCUCAACCUCCUGGGAGGCGAGCUGGAUUAUGAUUAUCCCACCACUGAACAGCCUAUGGGCAACAGCCAUAUCCGUCACUCACGUGCCAAGGUUCUGGGCGGUUGCUCCAGCCACAACACACUCAUCUCUUUCCGUCCUUUUGAGUAUGACUGCAGAAGAUGGGAAGAGCAAGGCUGCAAGGGCUGGUCCUUUGAGACCUUCACUCGCGUUAUCGACAACUUGCGGAACACCAUUCAGCCUGUCCACAGCCGUCAUAGGAACCAGCUGUGCAAGGACUGGGUGGCGUCUUGUUCCACUGCCAUGAACAUCCCUGUCAUCCACGAUUUCAACAAGGAAAUCCGAUCCAAGGGCCAAUUGACUGAAGGUGUUGGUUUCUUCUCUGUCUCCUACAACCCCGAUGAUGGUCGUCGCAGCAGCGCUAGCGUGGCCUAUAUCCACCCCAUCCUGCGUGGGGAAGAGAAGCGCCCCAACCUGACUAUCUUGACCAAUGCCUGGGUGUCUCGCGUGAAUGUCGAGGGAGACUCUGUGACUGGUGUCGAUGUGACGCUACAAUCCGGCGUCAAGCACACCCUGCGUGCCAAGAAGGAGACCAUCCUGUGUGCUGGUGCCGUUGAUACCCCGAGACUGAUGCUACUUUCUGGUCUGGGACCUCGUGAACAACUAACAUCUGUUGGAAUCCCGGUGGUCAAAGACCUUCCGGGUGUUGGCGAGAACCUUAUUGAUCAUCCCGAGAGUAUCAUUAUUUGGGAGCUCAACCGUCCGGUCCCUCCUAACCAGACCACAAUGGAUUCAGAUGCUGGCAUCUUCUUGCGGCGCGAGGUCCCCAAUGCAGCUGGUUCUGACGGGAACGCUGCUGAUCUCAUGAUGCACUGCUACCAGAUUCCUUUCUGCCUUAACACGAGCCGCUUGGGAUACGAUACUCCUGUCGAUGCCUUCUGCAUGACCCCGAACAUCCCCCGCCCUCGCUCCCGUGGUCGUCUCUACCUGACCUCGGCAGAUCCCUCUGUGAAGCCGGCACUGGAUUUCCGCUAUUUCACGGAUCCCGAGGGCUACGAUGCCGCUACCAUCGUCGCUGGUUUCAAGGCUGCCCGUAAAAUUGCCCAGCAGGCUCCGUUCAAGGACUGGAUCAAGCGUGAGGUAGCGCCCGGACCUCAAGCGCAGACUGACGAGGAACUGUCAGAGUAUGGUCGCCGUGUGGCGCACACAGUCUAUCACCCGGCCGGAACGACAAAGAUGGGAGACGUCGUCCGCGACCCCCUGGCUGUUGUGGACCAUCAGCUUAAGAUCCGUGGAUUGAAGAAUGUCCGUAUCGCAGACGCCGGUGUCUUCCCCGAGAUGCCCACAAUCAAUCCGAUGUUGACUGUGCUGGCUGUUGGCGAACGGGCGGCCGAGCUCAUUGCUGAAGAGGCGGGUUGGAGCCGGGAGCAGCCCAAGCUGUGA